AUGAAUCGGCUAACCAGAACAGUUCUUUCCCGCCUACCCCUCAAAAUCGCCCCAGUUCGGCCUUUGUCAGUAACGAUUCCGAAAAAACACGGCGAUUUCGAAUGGGAAGAUCCAAAGUCGCCGGAAGAUGUUGUAAAUGUAGUAUACCAAGAUCGUGACGGAAUCGAGCACAAGAUCGCUGGAAAAGUCGGGGACAAUCUUAUGUUUUUGGCUCACAGACAUGACAUCGACAUUGAAGGAGCUUGCGAGGCUGCUUUGGCCUGUUGUACAUGCCAUGUGUAUGUGGAAACAGAAGAUGAGCACUGGGACUUGCUCGAGGAGCCAACAGAAGACGAAGAAGAUAUGCUCGAUAUGGCCCCUUAUUUACAAGAAAAUUCUAGACUUGGCUGCCAAAUAACACUAACUAAAGAACUUGAAGGAUUGAUAGUUAGACUCCCUUCGGCAACAAGAAAUUUCUGGGUUGAUGGCGCGAAGCCCGAACAUCACUAA
Molecule: messenger RNA, 489 nt
Organism: Oikopleura dioica
Lineage: Eukaryota; Metazoa; Chordata; Appendicularia; Copelata; Oikopleuridae
Source: the annotation of a GenBank genome assembly